AUGCUUGCUAAGGUUGGGUGCACCACUACAAAAGAACAAUUUGAUAGGAAAUUUGGUGAAGUUGAUACGAGGAAGUUCACAUUACUAGCAAAGGGUAGCUACGUCCUCAUCAUCACAAUCUCCUCAGAGGAACAAUUAAGAGAUAAAGCUGUGAAGCAUUUAAGGCGCAUAAAUUGCAAGGAAGGUUCACAUCACUGCAUUGGUUACUGA
Prunus armeniaca (apricot) is the source of this 210-nucleotide messenger RNA. Lineage: Eukaryota; Viridiplantae; Streptophyta; Magnoliopsida; Rosales; Rosaceae. The record is from the annotation of a GenBank genome assembly.